UUAGCCGAACGAAGUUGAAAAUACAACAAAAUGUAUUUCUAGGACGAGGCCUAAGACGCAUGAUCAAUUUUCUGUCUGUCCCUAUCUUUUGUAAAGAUUUCCCACGGUCAGCGAACGACUAUCGAUUUAAAAUAAAUGGGACAAAAGUCCUAAGGCUCUAAAAAUGUGGACUUAGUGCUGUGUUUUACGCUUUGUGUGUGUAAAAAAUGUUCAGCAAAGCGGUGUUGUGUUUGUCGACCUUAUACUUUCAUAGUGUAGCAGCCCAGGGUGAGUGUACUGACUUAAGAGGCAGGCUUAUAGCCAACGGCCUCCACUAUGUCCCCGGGCCGGAUACGUGCACCCUAUGCGUGUGUGACAAUGGUGUACCGAAAGUGUGCAAGGCGGUACUGUGCUCGCCUCCUCAGGAUUGCCGAUCAUUUCGUGUGGGAACCACAUGCUGUGAGUUCAUUUGUCUGGACGAUGUAGUGAAGCCUGCAGAGGGCACUGAAGCAAAUGUGAGGGUUGCAGCCGGAGGUGCAGCCGCUGUGGUACUCUUGACUGUGGCUUUUGUGGUGUAUAGAGUGAGGAAGCAGAAGAGACGUAGACCACCACACACUGAAGAUCAACGGAGUUUGACUAGCAUUGGGUACAUCAGCGGCAGCAUGGGGUACAUGGGCGGCGGCUGCGAGGCGACGGUACUGGGCGCGUGGAAGCCUCCCUCCAACUACCUGCCGCGGGGCGAAGCUCCCCCACCGUACGAGGAGGCCAUGGCCCAGUGCCGCCAGGAGCCCGUCAGGUUAGUUAUAGUGAGCAACGAGGCGUCGUUCCACCGCACGUACGCGGCGGCCGUGGAGGCGCGCGACGACGUGUGCGCGUCGCACGCGUACGUCAACUUGCCGCGCCCGCUCACUCAGAUAGCGAACACUCAGAACUGCUACAACGCGCCGCUUCUGCAGCCCGUGCACCCGGCCGAGGUGCGCGAGGCGGGCGUCCUCGCACAUCCCUUGGCUCCGAACAUGGGCGCUGUCGGGCCAGCAGGCGGCGGCGCUCGCCUCACGGGCUCGCUGGGCGCCAUCAGCGCGCGCCUCAGCGUGCCGCGCGACGACCACGAGCGCCCGCACAACGUGCCCGGCUUCUACGCCACGCACACGGCGCUGCACAGAACGAUCCCGCGCAUCUCCACCGCGGUGGACACGUCCACGCUGGAGGCCAUGGGGCUGGGCUUCACGCGCGCCGACCGCUCGCUGCAGGGCGAGGUGCGGCGCUCCUUCCACCGGCCCGUGGAGCGCGCCGACCGCAUCGACCGCGCCAGCACCGGACGCAGCGUGCCGCGCAACCUCAACAUCGCGUCCACCGCGUCCGUCGCGCCCGCGGACGCGCACCGCCCGGACGCGCACGCGGACGACGCGAUAUCUCUGCGCUCGAUGUCGGGGCGCGCGCGAGUUCACAGCGACGAACAGGACGUGAAGCCCAAGCCGCAGCCCGACCACCCCACUCUACCGCUCACCGUUGACAAGCCAUCUUGCGUGUGCAGUUACGAAGGCAGCGCGCGCGCCGAGGACGCCGACGACUAUCGCAACGAGUGCGAGAACUGCCACUCCACCAACAAUCCUUCAGGGUUGUUCCAGUUGGGAGGAGUCUGCCGACGGCACGGAGUGGGGCGGCACGCAGACGCUGCAGCGGCGCGCGCCCCCGCCGCCCGCGCCGCCGCCCGCCACCGCCACGCUGCCGCAGCCGGUCACGAGGCACGGACGUAACACAAUGGACAACCCAUCGAACUGGGAGAAUUGGUUCAACACCAUCCCGGACUCGGACACAGAAUCUGAGGAGGAAUGAGACGAAACCACCCUGUUAUAAUUUAAUAAAAUCACAAAUACCACACACUAGUAAUGUCCACCCUUGUGCACUUUCGUCUUCAUUUGAAGUUUUCAAUCAAAACUACAAACGGGUAGCACAAACAACCAUAUUUAUGAACAUUAAGAUUUAAAACUCAAUUCUCUUCAAAGUAAAGUGGACCUAAUCACUACUAGUUAAAGUUCACUUUACUUUGAAGACAAUAGAGAUUUAAAUCCUAUGUUGAGGUUUAUAAAUAUAGCUGUAUGUGCCUACACGGCGGUUUGACAAACGGCUAAAAGAAGAUAAGUUCGUCCGAAUUACACCAUCAUCGGAUUAGCGAGGCUCUACUGUAUGUAAUAUUAAAAAAUCGAAAAUGAGUUUCAUAGUUACCCUUUCAAGCUGCAAUUACUCAAUCUAUUUUGUAUGUAUAUAAGACUACAAAUUAAAAAAAAUGAGUAUUUUACUUAUAUACAGCAAAAUAUAUACAUUACGUUUCUUCCACUGCACAUAAAGAAGGUAGUUAUUUUUUGUUAAUAUUUUGUACAGUAUUACCAAAAACCGAAUUUACUAGUCAAUAAUGUAAACUCACCUUUUAAUUCAAACUGAUUUUAUCACCAAAUAAUUUAGAUUUUAGUAAAUUACUAAAUAAUGUUACAUUUGCAUCUUCGGAAUAACUAAUAGUUGGUUUCCGAGUAUGGCGAAUAAAAAUUAACUUUAUCUCAAACUGAAGUACUUGUAUUGUAAUCAAUUUAUUCCGGCAAGUCUAUUUGGGUUUCAGUUUAUCCAUCUUUUACUGUAUUGUUGUAUGUUAUUGUUUAAUUUAGUAAAUAAAUAAAUAAAAUAACAGACCAAGGUGUUUGUGUGUUAUAGACAUUGGUUCGUUUCGUUAAAGAACGUUUCUUCAGUUUUACAUACCAACACACUGUCUAUCAACUGUCAAACGCUUGUUCGUAAACCUACAUAAAAGUUUAAACAGACUUCCUAAAGUAGACAAACCAUAUCUAUGUUCAAUGAGAUGAAUCAGUGCACAAGUGUGGAUAUACCAUAUUUUGACUGAUGAAUGAAUGUAAUCUGAAUUGAAUGUGUUUCUGUCAUUUUACAUUACAAAACUCUAAGCGUUGAUGUACUCGUAUAACUAUAUAGAUAGACAAUUGUAGUUAAAAAUCCACUUGUUCUACUUAAUUAUUUUUUACUCUCUUCUUAUUGUCUAAACUGAAAGUAUUUUACUAUUAUGUUAUGUUUACAUAUUUGUGUGGAUUUUUAUUAUAAAACGAUUUAUCUAUAUAUUGAUACGUCUAAGCCAAGGUUACGAAAGUGCUUUUGGAAAUGUAAUACUUUAUCAAAAUUAUAAAUAAUUGUUGUAUUCUUGAAAAUUUGUACACAUUUAUGUGGUAAAGUCAAAACGAAAGCGCUCAAAAAUUUAAUGGUGUGUGUGUGUAAAAUGUAUAGAAAUAAUACUCGGAAAAUUGUAUGUUCAUUUGUAGUUAUUUGUUUCUGUAUCAAACGAACAAUCUUUCGUUAUUUUCAGUCAGAUUAUUUCGCAAAAAAUUGCAAUAUUUAUUGAGCGUCUCGAAACUUCGAAGCUGAUUAGAAGGGUGGCUAAAAUACUAAUUAAACCUAACUGCCUAUUAUUUCAAAUGUUAUUCUCCAAGUAACCAACACCUUAAGAGCCUUUUUACUGUAGCAUUCUCUAUCAUAAAGUCUACCGUAGAAUCCACGACUAUGCAGCGUGUUAAAAACUAAACUUGCGUUACGUAUAUGCGUAAAACACUUAAUUGUCAUUUACUCAAUGUUAUUGACGAUUGUUUAAGGAAUUACGCACGCGAUUAACAGCUGCGAACAUUAAUCGUAAUUUCAGCAACUCCGCGACUGUUAAAUUUACCAUCAGCAUUUAUGCAACGUCGCACUCAUCAGCAUAUCGUGGAUCAGCUUAUACGCAACGUUGCACUUGCGGUUGCUCUGUCCAUAAUCGCAAUUAAAACAUCGUCGCAGACAGUUUUUCUAUCUGAUUUUAUACAACCUGGCGUACGGGGUACGGUAAAUCAUAGAUCAGCCUUUACACAACGAACUCGCGGAUGCACAGACAAAAAUCAUCAUUUCAGCAACUCCGCGACUGUUAAAUUUACCAUCAGCAUUUAUGCAACGUCGCACUCAUCAGCAUUUCGUGCAUCAGCUUUCACCCAACGUAGCACUUGCGGUUGCUCUGUCCAUAAUCGUAAUUGAAACAUCGUCGCAGUCAGUUUUUCUAUCUGAUUUUAUACAACGUGUAUACAGGGUACGGUAAAUCAAUGAUCAGCCUUUACAGCACAGCGCACUCACAAAUGCACAGACAAAAAUCGUCAUUUCAGCAACUACGCGACUGUUAAAUUUACCAUCAGCAUUUAUGCACCGUCGCGUUCGGCAAAUCAUUGAUAUUUUUUUUCGCAACGACAAACAGCGUCACUGAAGCAACGAUGCGAAAGUAUUUAGUAUCAUGGUUGUGGCAAAAAAAGCAAUGUCGUAUUUGCGGAUAGUAUUUUAAACAUCGAUAUUUAAGUAACGUCGCGGACGGUAUAUCAACAUUUCAACAAUUAUGCGAUUUGGUGGACCAAGUUUAUAAUUGUUGUGUCUUCAUAUCGUAUACGACACUCUUGUCGUAGUCGCUGCGUGUUGUCAUGUUGCCUAUACAUUUGAUUGUCUACGCGGCAGCUAUGUGGAAAGGCUCAUAAUAUAUUCGGUUGUGAAGAAUUUCAUUAUUCGUUCGCAUAUCUCACUACUGUCACUUCAUUGCAAACUGUUUGCGAGGAGAAUGCAAAAACUAGUUUCUUUCUUGUAUUUACCUUAGAAGACAUGAAAUAUUAUACUAGUACCAAUCUCUUAUUUCUCAUGUCUUCUAUGUUCUAAAUGUUUCUUUAUGUAUAAACUUUGCAUACUACUGCCGAAUACUGAAAAAAUACAUUAUCAUAAUUACCUAACCGGUGGAAUUUGUGCCAGUUAAUAUGGUCCGAUCUAUAAUCUAUAAUAUAUAUCAAGAAUGUUUAAGAACACUUUAAAAAUAUUAUGAAAACUUUUACUGAAAAUGAUGUUAAAUUUAGUAACCUUUAUGUAUUUGUUCCUUUUGAAGUAUUUCCAUUAAAUUGACCUAAAGCAAGUUGCUUAGUGUUUAUCUUAACAGUUUAGUUUUCAGUAUUCGGCUAGCAAGUUAUAGAAUCUAUUAUGAUUAAGAGUUAGGAUAAGAAAAGAAAUGACAUUCCCAAAUUACUUUAAUAAAUUCACAAAUUAUUUAUUUUUUUGCACAUGGUGUGAUCUAAUAUUUUAUUUAUAUUUAUUUUGUUCACUAUUAAGAUUUUUACACAAUGUUUACCAAAGAAUUAUCCAUUUGUUUUUUUUAAGAUUUUUUAUAUUGUUUAUUUUAAGAUUUCGUUGUUUGUUUAUAAUGUUUAUUGGUAAAUGGGGGUAUUUAUCGAGAACAUUGGGGUACCAACUUCCAAGAGUUUUCGAUUGUGGCUAGUUUAAGACAAUUCCUUUAGGUAUCGCUAGAAUGUAAGUUAAACUAUAUAUUUCGACAUGGAACAGCAUAGACAGUAACUCUAUGGGUUCAUUGUUAAAUAAAGAACAAUAAUCCUGAAAUUAUUGUUUUCAAGCAAUAAAAAAUAUCUUAGUCGUUAGUGACUUGAAAAAUGGAAGAAUGUCCUUAAGAGUAAGUUUUCAAGUAUAAUAUUUGCACGUGAAUCUAUUCGGAGUGAAUUUCUCCCAGUUUUAGCUGUCAAUUGUUACCCACGCUACAGACUUUUCAACUACGCAGUUUUAACUGUACAGUUGUAUCUAAUCGAAAUUUCAAUAAAAUCAGAAAAUAACUUCACAGUUAAAACUGACGUACACGUAGGAUUUAACUGAACAGUUCGGCUGUUCAGUUAAAACUAAGCGUUAGUUACCACUACAUUUGGCUACUGGCAAACAACUGGCUGUACAAGCGAUUAAGCGUUCCGCUACGACGUUGUGUAAAAACCGAAAGGGGUGUGGAUUUUCACCCUACUCCUAACAAGUUAGCAAUCCAUCUUAGAUUGUAUCAUCACUUACCAGUCAAGUGAGUUUGUAGCAAAGAAUGAAAAAAAAUAACUUGUGAUAAAGUUAAUUUGAGAACUUACUCUAAUCGCUUAGCUCUUUGCAGUGUGUGCCGAAGCAUUUUUCAAGUUGUGGCAAUAAAAAAAUAUAUAAGAAUAGUGAUUCUAAUAAUUCCCGUAGUGCAGGUUAGUUCACACAAAUUUAUUUUUUUACAUUAUAGAAUCCAGUUUUGUGAAUUUAAUAAGUAGAUGUGUUUAGUGUUAAACUAGUGUAUAAUGGUGCCAAAUUGGGAAAUGAAUACAAGGAAGUAACGAGGAUGUCGCUAUCGAAUUCAUGUUUUUACAAAUCUUAGCUAGGUAGACAUUCGAGAAUUUAAAUCUUUUCUAAAUAAAGUAGUGGGGAAUCUAGUGGGCGCCUUAUUCGUAUUACAACAAUAUAAUAAAAGGUCCCGACUUUUGCAAGUUCAAUUCAUGCUUCAUAAGGUCCGAGGCUCACAGGAUCAUCAUCAUUAACAGCCCAUACAGGCUCACUGUUGAGCACGAGUCUCCUCUUAAAUGAGUGGAGUUAGGCCUUAGUCCACCACGCUGGCCCAAUGCGGAUUGGCAGAUUUCACAAUCGUAGAGAAUUAGAAAAUUCUCUGGUAUGCAGGAAAACGAUGAAAGAAAAAUAUCGUCAGGAAACACCUGAGAGGGCCAGCGUGGUGGACUAUUGGUCUAAAAAUUCUGAGAGGAGAGUCGUGCUCAACAGUGAGCCGAAUAUGGGUUAGUAAUGAUGAAGUAUGGUAUACUUCCAAUCGACACGAAUAUGGCGGCCACUAGCUCUAGUCCAAUAGUUAUGAUCGAGCCACAUUGAAGAGCUAAUUAUGUAAUUAAUACGAACAGGUAAAUAAAUAAAUUAGAUGUUAUAAAAUAUUUUUGAUGGGACAAAAUAUCCGAUGUCGCCGUGUUGCGGAUAACAGAUAAUAUUUUAAUAUUUAAUAGUGAUCGAUGUUAUUUCAUAUACCCAUUGAUUAAUACACGAGUGAGGGUUAAUGUUCGAAUUAUUUUAUAUGAAUAAAAUUAAACAAAAAUACAUAAUAUACGAGUAAAUAAUACAGUUUGCCUACGCUUUUCAGUAUUUUGCAAAUUUCUAUAGUAUACUAUGUUACUUUGAAUUUUUAGAAAAUACAUUAUGUUAAAAGACUCAAGUCGGACCUAAGUACCUAAGUAGGUACUCACGACCGACCUUAGAGUCUUUUUUAGUUAAGUUAAGAAGACUUUGUUUAAAGUAUCUUGAUAGUUGUACUUUAAAUGUGUUAAUGUGUGUGUUUAAAACACUCAAUUUUUUGACAUUUUAAAUGUGCUCUAUUUAGUACAAUGUCUCUAUUUAGUACAAUUAUCAAGCUACUUUAAACAAAGUCUUCGUUAAGAUGUUAUUUUCUAAAAAUGUUGUAGUUUCCAUCAGUAUUUAUAAAUACAGAUUAUGUUUUAAGUUAUUCCGCUAGUAAAAAAAAAAUGCAAAAUAUUGGAGUUUUUUUUGUGGGUUUUGGUCUAAAUUGCUUAAAAUCGGAAAAAAAGGGAAUAGAAUUCGGACAUUAACCUUAACAGAUACAUGUAGUACGGUUUGAAAGUUCUAAUCUAUUUUUGAUUAAAAUAAAAUUAUUAUAUAAGGAAUCGUUAGAAUUAAGAUUUUUCCCAAAUUCAUUUCAAGCAGCAUUCUGAUGUUGUUUUUUAUGUACUUACCUACUAUGCUUUAAUUUUUUUUAAUAAUUUAUUAUUAAAGUAAAAAAAGUGGUGUUUUGUCACCACAAAUCUAAUUUUAUUAAUCUAAGUGAUUUGCAUAUUUUGAAAAAAUGAUUUCUUUAUUAUCUGUUGGAUAGAAAUGCCAUUUAUGUUUUGAGGCCAGGAUUUGAUUCAAGGUCGUUAAAAACUUAUGUUUUGUUUUUAUAUAUUUUUGACAUUUUACGUAAUAUACGUAAUUUUAGUUCAAAAGCAGAGUAGGCAUAGCCUUUUUGUAAAGAAUUAUAUAUGAGUUUGGGUUUUUGGUUUGUCCCGAAAUAUUUAUAGCGCAGCUUUUGUAGUUUUAUUUACACACGUUUUUUUUUUCGUUUAGUGCUAGGUUAUUCUUAUUUACUUUUGUGUGAUACAGUUUUAAGUAUCUUAGAGAGCUCUUAUAAGACUUAUAAAUAAUAAUUAAACUUCGUGUUACUAAAAUUAAGAUUUGGAUUGAAAUGGGUUAGAGUCUGGCUAAUGAAAGUCUGAAAUCGCCUGAAUCGCCCGCCAAAUUUAAAAAAAUAUUUAAACUAAUUAAAAAACAUGCAUUUUCAAAAUUUUUUUUUUGUUUGAGAGUACAUUACUACCUCUAAAUACAUAUUGAACUCAGGUAUACCAAUAUUUGCACUAUAAUUUUCAGAAUUUACUCCGAUUUUUUUUUUCAUUUGGAGGGCGAUUUCAGUCUCUACUUUCAUUAGCCAAUCUCUAAAUAAUAAUGCAUCGAAAAAUGGGAAAAUCGUACAACAAACAAAGUAACAAAAUGUUAUGACAUGUUAGUAUGUUGGUCAGGCUUCACAACAAUAUUUUAAUCGAUGCCAAUGACACGUUUGUUUAUUUUACAUUUUUACGGCUCUCUAUGGCAGGGUCUUCAUUCUCUAUGACUGUGUAUAAGUGCAAAUCACAUUAUUGUAUUGUUAUUGUAAUUAUCAUAAUUAUUUUAUGCCUAACACCUUCACAGUUUAUUGUCUAUGAAUUGAAUGGCAGAUGUUAUGCCUAGUUUCGACUACUUGAGUAUUUUAGUCGAGUACGAACGAUUUUUGGGCGGUAAAUCCAAAAAUUGUAAAAAUGUAAACAUAAGUAGUCUGAACUAGGCCUUAUUUUCAGUUCGACAGCACGUCUUUCUGAUAAUAGAUUGUAAAAAUUGUGUAAAAUUGCUGUUGAAAUUGUAUAAUUAUAAGUUUCGAAUUCGUCUUUAUUUCAUACUCAUUCUAACGCGCUGCCAUAGAUCAUACUAACACGAUACCAUAGACAAUAUUAUUGCACAAUAGUGUUGUUGUAGCUCUGGCCAUGUUACAUAUCGAAUUUCUUUCUACAAACGUUAUCGCUUCGAAAGUUGAAAAAAUGGAUGGGAGACACAUUCGUUAUCGAUAAGUCACGUGAUCUAAUUUCAUUCCCAUAGGUACAUGUUUUUUUUUUCGAAGCGUUAGCUCUUAUAAAAAGAGAAUCGAUGUGUAACGUGCCAAAAGUGGCAGAACUAAUACCUAAAAAAAGUGUUAAAAUGGACGACAACUCAUAAUGUACUGUUUUUACACUUAUCCAUAGAAAAUCAAGAUCCUGUUCAAAAAUAAAAUAUUUUUUCUAAAUUAUUUAUGUUAAGGAGUUUUUUCACUUAAUUUUAUAUUUAUAUCGAACCAUAUAGAUAUCUUAGUUGCCCACCAAAAUAUUGAAAUCAUUCCAAAGCAAUUUUAUUAUUAAAUCUAUAUUGUGGUAUUAAUUUUUAAUGACAUAUAAUAAUUAUUAUUGAUAAUUAUGUAUUAUAUUAAUAUAUUUAAGCCAAAACUGUUGUACACGAAACUAAAAUCAGUUUUAAUGCUAUUCCGGUUACAAACAAACUAAGCUAAACCAAGUUUUCAAAAUUGUACUCACUUUUUCACAAGUUCUAUAGUCUUUCCACUUUCGCAAGACUAUUUAGCUUUGGAUAAAGUAUUAAGACCUGACCUGAGAUGUACCUACAUAAUAUAUUGACGGGUGCAUUGUGAAGGAGUAACACUGAGUAUCACUUAAGUUUUACAUAGUAUCGUAAUUUAAACAUUACGUUAUAGUACGAGAUCCGGUAUAAGAAAUAUAUAUCCUCAUCUGUUAUUUAUUUGGUAUGAGAAAUUAGUAAUAGGAAAUAAUCACACACAUUGCAAAUAGAUUGACUAGUAAACUUGCGGCCGGUUAAAUGGUUUUUAAUUUUAUAUUUUUUUUAAUCUACUUCCCUAUUGAUUAUUAAAAAAAUCAUACACCGUUAUCAUCGUUAAAAGAAUAUACCCAAUAGAAAUGAAAACGUAAAGGUUGCCUGCUUUCACAUUGCAACUGUGUUGCCAGAUAUAAACAGUUCAGUAAUGUUAUUUAUAUACCUUUAUCAGUUAUUUAGUCGUCUAAUAUGUCAAAUGAAAGCUUAUUUUAUGUUUAAUUUAUCUAUUCAGUUGCCUUUGAUCUGGUUCAUGGUUUUCUAUAUCUUGUUUCAAAGGUGUGUCUGGCCCCAAUUUAGACAUUGCGACCAGACACACACAUUUUACUAGGCAACCUAUUUGCAAUGUAUCACUGAAUAUUAUGUCAUUAAUUUCUUAUCACUAAUGAAUAACAGAUGAAUGUAUAUAUUUCUAAUGCCGGCUCUUAGACCAUUCCAAAUACUAAGACGAUAAUGCCGUCGAAUUACUGUUAAAUCCUAAGUCAAACUCCGUUUUUCGGAACGGGAAGAAGAACUAAACCUUUUACGAGUAACCUUAUAAUAUUUUACGAUUCAAAAUUCAGGAAAAUAAUACUAAGUUGCGUGUACAACAGAUAUGGUCGGUAGAUACCUUACUUAUUGUGAAGUGAGUAUAAUUCGAAAGGAAAUGUAAAGCUGUCGACAUUGUGAUUUGUUAAUUAAUGUAUCACGAUAAGUAUUAAAUACGUUUCCGAACCAAAUAAUUAUAUUAAAUAAAACAAAUAAAUCGGAA
Messenger RNA from Bicyclus anynana (squinting bush brown), 10537 nucleotides. RefSeq lists its product as uncharacterized. Gene Ontology annotation, cellular component: membrane. NCBI's taxonomy places the organism in Eukaryota, Metazoa, Arthropoda, Insecta, Lepidoptera, Nymphalidae. Gene Ontology annotation, molecular function: protein binding. The transcript has 12 exons. The record is from RefSeq and is a predicted model, not a curated record. Bases 207 to 1736 code for a protein of 509 amino acids.